AUGGUGUCGCCAAGGUAUUGCUUAAGCCUGUUUGUGGCGUUGCAUAUCACUCUCUCUGAUGCCGGUCCCGUGGGCCCAUUGCCAAAUGUGACGAGUGUGGAUUUGGGACUGAAAGAGGGCAGCUGUGCCUUAGGCGAUGUGGUGUACUUACCCGGAGACGAGUUCCCGGGUACAAACCCUUGUGAACGCUGUGCGUGCACUGGAGGGGAAGUGCGUUGCGAGAAGCAGCGCUGUGAACCGCGCCCUGGCUGCAAAGCCGUUCAUCGACCCGACCACUGUUGCCCCACCUACCAGUGCGAGUGUGAACAAGAAGGGCGCGUGUAUGGUAACGGCGAAAAGCUCGUUGACCCGCAGGACCCAUGCCGCGUGUGUUACUGCCAGGGCGGAGAGGUGGUUUGUCGCCGGAUCGCUUGUUUCGUUCGGGACGAUUGCCAGCCGCGUCUCGUUCACGGCCGAUGCUGCCCAGAAUACGACAAUUGCCCUCUCAGAGGUGUGACAUCAGUACACGGAGUUUCGACCUCCGUACCGCCCAAAGUUAACACGAGUGCGGUGCUCCCUCCUCCCGGACCUAUCAAGCCAGGCUUCACAAUCAAGGAGAUCACCCCGGUCUCGGAAAUUCCUGUUACGGACGUGAAAGUAAAAGAGAUAUUACCUUCACCGAAUAUGGAUGUCGAUGAAUAUUCUUCCUCCAAAUCUCCAUUGAUUCCACGUGAAGCGACUUCCGAGACAAGCACAAUUGUCGAUGCAAACGUUAAGGCAAAACCCGUAAACAUUGAAAAGUCCGAACAAAAGUCUUCACGUGAAGAGAAUAUACCUAAUAAUGGCAACGCUGACUCGACGCCAUCUAAAAUAAGCUUCUCCACACAAGAUUCAAUUAACAGUGAAAUAUAUCCUUCAAAUAUUCCCUCCUUAAUACUGAUGGGACCUCCCUCUGAAUCCAUUUCUUUAAACUCUAUGUCCACAAAGAGUCCCGUUCUUGAAGAAGAAGAUUCUUCGUUAUUUGAUCACAACCCCGCAUUUCCACCAAUACCUGACGAUCUUUCUGUGCCUGGUAAUCACGAAGAUGAAAUUCUUCCGGAACAACAUUUUGACAACGAUCAAAUAUCUGGUAUUAGUGAUAUAAUGGUAACAAAUGACAGAAUAAUAACAGAUGCUCCUAUUGUUAGAGAAUCAACGACAAAUAUCUUGUAUACGACUAAGGGACUCACUGUUACCACUGAUAAUUUAAUAGGUACAGAUAUUUCAUCCGAAAAAAAAAUUAACAAAAUCGAACUUUCAAGUACUGAUUCUUCGACUACAAAAGAAAAUCCUAUGAUAAAUCUCAGAUCGGUAUUGCCUACUCAAAUCCUUAAUAUCCCUUCGUUUAUUACCGACGAAACCACUGAUGAUAUAGACACCACUACUGAUGACUCUCAACUGCAAUCAUCAUCUGAAAAAGGCGUGGAAAUUGUUAAUGAUGAUGGUCUUGAUCGCCAAAGUAGUAGAAAUGAAACUGAUACAGACUUUCAAACUCCAAAAUCUGAAGAAAGUUUUACCAGUUAUGAAUCUAGUACUGAAAUAUAUAUAGGUAACCAACCGAGCUCUAUAUUAAUCGAAUCGAGCGAUCAAAACCCUCAUGAUGUGUCUGAUAACAUUUCGGAUAAUACCUUGGCCUCGUCGACGGUAGGCGCAUUGAACGUGGAAACAGAAUCUGAUAUGACAAGUUUAUCUAGAUUGGAACCUGAUAAAGAAACUUCAUUUGAAAAUAUUGAAACAACAGAAUUUAUGUUUACAUCUUUCGGUUCUCAUGAGAGCGCGACUGAGGAGGUAGAGCUAAUGAAAAUGUCGACUGACACAGAAAAGAGCUCCGCGCUCAUUAAACCAUCUCAAGAAAGAAACAUUAACGUGCUAACAGACUUAAUCAAUUUAGUGGGUGAUGUGGCAUCCAUUAGUGACCAUACUGAUAAUCCCACAAAGUCAGUGGGUGGCUCGACAACAAUUUCAGAUUCCGAAGAACUGAUUCCAGUUAACCUUGGCUAUAAGAGUAAAAACAACAAUUGGAAUUUGAAUUCCAUUACUGAAAUUCCACAUAAAAGCAAAAAUAUGCAGACUUCUAAGACGAAAAACGUGGAAAUCGAAGACGAUGACGAAAUUGAAAAUAUUACCGAUUCUCCGCCACCGAACGAUAAAAUUGAACCUACAACUAGACGACCCGUCAUAGAUGACGUGUCUGAUGGUAAACAACAAAACAUUAGCGGCUCCGUGGAGAAUAAAGAUAUUGAAAUUAUUACUCGGGCGUACGUGCCGACUGUUAACAAACGUCCUACCAAAGUAAUAUUGGGAAAUUCUAAUGAAGCCCUAUCAGGUUCUCAACUAACAGAGAGCGGAAAAGCAACAUCCGAUACUUCCGAUGAAGAAAAGGACUCAAAGCAUUUAAUCUUGACCUCGAAUUACCGAGAUGUCACCACAACGCAGUCCGUGGAAGAGACCGAUCAGCCUCUCGACGGAAGCCUCGCUCAGUGA
Molecule: messenger RNA, 2502 nt
Organism: Pieris macdunnoughi
Lineage: Eukaryota; Metazoa; Arthropoda; Insecta; Lepidoptera; Pieridae
Source: the annotation of a GenBank genome assembly